Messenger RNA from Myxocyprinus asiaticus (Chinese sucker), 2361 nucleotides. Its product is annotated as twinfilin-1-like. The transcript has 9 exons. Gene Ontology annotation, biological process: positive regulation of neuron projection development; barbed-end actin filament capping; regulation of lamellipodium assembly. Gene Ontology annotation, molecular function: actin filament binding; actin monomer binding. The record is from RefSeq and is a predicted model, not a curated record. The coding region runs from base 68 to 1123 and encodes 351 amino acids. NCBI's taxonomy places the organism in Eukaryota, Metazoa, Chordata, Actinopteri, Cypriniformes, Catostomidae. Gene Ontology annotation, cellular component: cytoplasm; actin filament; myofibril.
CACCGCUGCUCUGCUUCCUUCUUCCGGGAGUGCUAGUGUUCAAACACCGUCUGCCGAGUGAAAAAUAAUGUCUCAUCAAACGGGUAUUCAGGCUGCUGGAGAAGUAAAGGAUGUUUUCGGCAAUGCCAGAAACGGAGAUUACAGACUUCUGAAGAUCAUCAUUGAAAAUGAGGAGCUGGUUUUAGGCCUCACUAAACCAGUGUGUCGUAGCUGGGAGGAAGACUAUGAUUCGCUCCUACUUCCUGUGCUGGAUAAAGAGUUGCCCUGUUACAUCCUGUACCGCCUUGACUCCAAAAACAGUCAAGGACACGAGUGGAUCUUCAUCGCCUGGUCACCUGACAACUCGCCAGUGCGGCAUAAAAUGCUUUACGCGGCCACCAGAUCCACGCUGAAGAAGGAGUUUGGACUCGCACACAUUAAGGAUGAGAUUUUCGGCACUGCUAAGGAUGAUGUUUCCCUAAGCGGUUAUAAGAAACACGUCACCUCACAGUCCGCUCCUGUACCACUGACUGCAGCUGAGGAGGAACUACGACAGAUUAAACUCAGUGAGGUUCAGACAGAUAUCAAUGUGAACACUACGAAGCAAACUCUUCAGGGAGUAGCGUUCCCUUUGGACGGAGAGGCCUUCGCUGCAUUACAGCAGUUCAAAGACAAGAAACUCAACUACGUCCAGCUUAUCAUUAAUUUUGAGGAGGAGUUGAUUAUGUUGUCAAACACGGAUGCCACAGAAGUGAAAGAUUUACCUAAGAGAAUUCCUAAAGACGCUGCGCGAUAUCACUUCUUCCUCUACAAACACUCACACGAGGGUGACUACCUUGAGUCUAUAGUGUUUAUUUACUCCAUGCCGGGUUACAGCUGUGGAAUCAAAGAGCGGAUGUUGUACUCCAGCUGUAAGAAUCCGCUGUUGGAGAUGGUGGAGAACAAACUGCACAUGGAGGUCGAGAAGAAGAUGGAGAUCGAUAAUGGCGAUGAGGUGACGGCUGACUUCCUGUACGAUGAGGUUCAUCCAAAGCAACACGCGCACAAGCAGGCGUUCGCUAAACCCCGCGGCCCGCAAGGCAGGAAGGGUGAACGCAGAAUCACGCGGCGACCCGGAGAGGGCGACGACACCGGCGAUGAUUAACUGAACAUCAACAAACAAAAUCAAAGAGGCCACGUCUGUACGCCACAAAACUGUCGAACGUUUAUUUUUCAUAAAACACCCUCAUGAACUAUGCACGCUAUGACCCGAACACAUCUGUUUUCACGAUUUCUGUGGUUCGUGUUAACGAAAUGAACGUAAUUGUUGUGUUACCAUAAAACCAACCCCCCAAAAAAGGUCAACAUUCAUAAAUCUGCCAUCAUAAUAGUAUCAAUAAUGCAUAACUUCAAUUGAAACACAAAAAUUUGUUUAUUAAAAUUAACAAUACACAUCAUGAUUGUCAAACAUGCAAAAUAUUUACAGCAACGUCACAAGUUCUUCAAAAAAUGAAAAGCUGAACUUGUGUGCAAUUAUGAUCAAUGACAUUGUAUAUAAUUCAGACUUUAAACUGUGCCAAAUUCACAACAGGUUAACCAGUCGUUAAGAUUGUCGUAGUUAAUGCUGAAACACAAAACGAAAAAACGUGACCUCCACGAACGCCCCCCAUUCCUGAAUGAUCGCCAUUCCUCUUACUUUGUUAUAUUGUAUGGAAGGAUAUUCACGACUAUUUUCAAAACAAGUGUGUGUUGUUUUCAGAGAAUCUUCACGCGGCUUCAUUUCCCAUUCUUAGUGGAAAGUUUAAAUAAUGUACACAAACGCACAUCUCCCUCUUGGUCAUCGACAGCAAGGCGGCAGGUGCUCUAAAAUGUGGUCGAUUGUAACUGAUUUUGCUUCCCAUUACAAACACGCCCCACAGUAUAAACUCCCACCCCCAAAACUGACCGGUGUCUCUGUAAGGCAUCGGAAAUGCAAGUGCAAAGGGAAUUGCGAUUACAUUUGAAUUUCGGCAGUCUCCUUACGGGACGCGAGGAGGUGAAAUAGCAAACGGGGUAAUUAAUAUUGCUUUUUCAAUACAUUUUAAGACAUAGGAAAUGUAAUUGCAAAUGGACUUUGCUUUUCCAAUUGAAAUUUGGCAGACGUAUAUUUGUGUAAAUGGUAAAACGGUAAUACGCAAUUUGCAAUUGCAUUUGGAUUAUGUCAGAAUUUAUGUGUCCACAAAUAGAAAACGCAACUGCAAAUACAAUAUGUUUUGAAAAUAGUCCUGAAAAUCCUUCCAUAGUAUUGUUUUAUUUGUCUAUUUAAGGGAAAUCUUAAAUUACAUCUGACGAAUCACCAAUGUCUGUUUCCAUUUUAACACUGUCCUUUUUUACGGCAUAAAUAAAAUUCACAUUUUUUGAUAA